Molecule: messenger RNA, 2510 nt
Organism: Aspergillus piperis CBS 112811
Lineage: Eukaryota; Fungi; Ascomycota; Eurotiomycetes; Eurotiales; Aspergillaceae
Product: signal recognition particle subunit SRP72
Exons: 4
Coding region: 274-2232 (652 amino acids)
Biological process (GO): SRP-dependent cotranslational protein targeting to membrane
Cellular component (GO): signal recognition particle, endoplasmic reticulum targeting
Molecular function (GO): 7S RNA binding; protein binding; ribosome binding
Source: RefSeq, a predicted model, not a curated record
GUCACAUGGUGAGCCGGGGGGACUACGGGGGGCGCCCCCACCCACUUACGCAGAGUUCCCCAAUGGGGAAAUAUCUCGAUCCCGCACACAUGGCUUCCAGCGGAGGCCACCUGCCAGAUCAUCCUCGGCCAGUCUAUACUCUCGACUUUACUACUCGCUUAUUGCAUAUGUCCUUAUUUGUGACUCGAUAAAUAAUCCACCUCUCCUUCCCUCCGAGCCCUCGUCGGGCCCCUCAUCCCGUUCCGCGUUCCGCGAAUUGACACACAUUCCGCUAUGGCUGCCCAGUCGCUGAGCUCGUUGCUACAACGGGCAUCCAUUGACGACCACGAGGAAGUCCUGCAGUCAUGCAAUGCCGCGCUGGUCAAGUCGAAGUCGGACUUGCAUGCUCAGCACAUAAAGGCAGUUGCUCUGCUGAAGCUUGACCGCUAUGAGGACUGCCUGCGAGUAUUCGAAGAAGCCGGUGAUGGCUUGAAGAACAGAGCAGCUUUGGAAUACGCUUAUGCUCUAUAUAAAUGCGGCCAGCUGGACCCGGCAAUUGAGGUGGUAUCUCGUGUCGCCGGUGAGAGGGGUGCGCUGCAUUUGGAAGCUCAAGCCAGCUACCGUUCCGAGAAAUUCCGUCGCGCUGCCGAGAUUUACGAAGAAUUGUCGAAAGACAAUGCGUCCCUGUCGAACGAAGAGAACGAUUUGCGCAUCAACUCGUGGGCUACGGAUGCCCAGCUGCAGUGGAAGGGCUACCCCCAGUUUGUACGCCAUAGCAGGCCGAUGCGGGAUGAUCUAGAGGCGUUCGAGACGGUCUAUAAUGCAGCUUGCUUGAGUAUCGCCAAGGGCGAGUUCCAGCAGGGACAAGUUCUAUUGACUCGGGCUAAAGAACUCUGUCGUACAUCGGAGGAUCUCACCCCUGAAGACCGGGCUGCCGAGCUUCUUCCGAUUGCCGUGCAGCAGUUGUACGUCUUGCUUCGCCAAGGAAAGUCGGAGGAAGCACAGUCCGUCUUGGAGGAAAUUUCCGUCAGCGAUAUUCCCGAGCUCUCGACGAAGAAGAUCGCUCAGACCAACAUUACGCUUGCCCGUGGCACCACCACUACCAAUCCCUUCGCUCUGUACAAGGCUCUUCACGAGAUCCCCGAAUCCACCGACAGCGACAAGCUCUUCGAAUACCAAGAUAACCUCGCGACGGGAAACUCAUACUCGGCCGACCUCCUCGUUCAGAAAUACGAUGGCAUCAUCCGCUCCACCUCUAAGGCGCUCGCUCAAUCUGGCUACCCCUCGACGGAACCUCGUGCCAAUCUGCUUUCAGUCUACAAUGCUGCCGCUCAUGCACGUGGAGAAACAGGCACCAAGGCCCUGAAGCGGAUACUAUCUGCGCUCGACAGACGGCCCAAGGACCUUGGCCUUGCCCUGACAGCCGUCCAGCUCUACGUGGUUGCGGGCAACACGACGUCCGCAAUCACAACACUAGAGCGAACCUUCCAACUGCUCGACGAGUCCAUCUCCGAGCAAGACAAAGCAGUCCGCUUCAACCCCGGCCUCUUGAGCAUCCUCGUCUCCCUCUACAAGUUGGAGGGCCGUAAAGUCCAGAUCCGGACCGAACUCGCCAAAGCCGCAACCUACUGGCAGAGCCAAUCAGCCGAGCCACCAGCCUCCUUGCUCCGCGCCGCAGGGGCAUCCCUCCUGCACUCCUCCGAUCGCUCCGACCUCGCCAAAGCCGGCGACCUCUUCAAGUCCCUCUACCAGAAAGACUCGACCGACCAGUUCGCCGUAGCCGGCUACGUCGCCUCCCAGGCAACCAUCGACUAUUCCAAGGUAGAAUCCCAGGUCGACAGUCUCCCCUCCGUCGCGGACCUGAUCUCAGGCGUCAACGUCGCCUCCCUCGAAAACGCCGGCAUCUCCCCCUCCUCCGCGGCCAACGCCGCCGCCGCCGCCAUGGCCGGCGCCCGGAAGAGAAGCGCGAAGGACAAGGAAGACCGCGCAACCAAGCGCGUUCGCAAGGACCGUCUGCCCAAGGACUACGAUCCCAGCAAGACACCCGACCCGGAGCGCUGGCUGCCUCUUCGCGAUCGGUCUUCGUACCGCCCCAAGGGCCGCAAGGGUAAGCAGCGCGCUGCGGAGCGCACACAGGGUGGUGUGGUGAACGAAAAGGCUGAAGAGUCCCCGGCUCCGCCUACUCAGAAGGCCCAGGGAGGAGGCGGUGGAGGUUCUAGCUCGAAGAAAAAUAAGAAGAAGGGCAAGCGGUAGAUGCAGUAGAUGAUAACCACCGCUUUCCUUUAUUUCCCCCUUUUCUUUCUCACUUUCCCUCCGUUUCUUGCAUCGCAUUUGCUGGCAGGAUACCAAUCUAGAUGUUGUUGUUGUUGCAUGUUGCAGAGAACGAAGCAUGUGGAAUGAUAUUUGAUAGUCUCGGGUUGUAGCUAGAUAGAGCACACGCUGAUGAGUGAACGGCCUCCAAUCCUCCAUCGUGAGUAGCAAUCUGAGCCGUAUUAUAAUCAAUGAUAUGCAUGAUACAUAAUAAAAACUGU